Molecule: messenger RNA, 4371 nt
Organism: Rhizoctonia solani
Lineage: Eukaryota; Fungi; Basidiomycota; Agaricomycetes; Cantharellales; Ceratobasidiaceae
Product: nitrate reductase
Exons: 27
Coding region: 1-4371 (1456 amino acids)
Molecular function (GO): molybdopterin cofactor binding; molybdenum ion binding; oxidoreductase activity
Source: RefSeq, a predicted model, not a curated record
AUGCCCAGCCCGCUCCUUGCCAGCGUCCAGUCUUUUGAGACGACAGACUCGUCUUCAAACUCCUCACCCGACUACUCACCUGAGAGCACUGCUCCAUCCUCUCCAUCCACCGUCAUCAUCGAUCACAAGCUUAGCCACACCAACCGAUUACCGAGUCAUUUCCCCGCUCUUCCCGAGUCCACCCCGCCCUCUCAAGUCAGUUCUCAAGAUGUGCAAACACCUGAUAACUGGGUUGUGCGCGAUGGUAGAUUGAUCAGAUUGACCGGAAAGCACCCCUUUAACUGCGAGGCCAAGCUCUCAGAUCUCUUCGCGGCAGGAUUUCUCACUCCAACUGAGCUCUUCUAUGUGCGCAACCACGGCGCAGUUCCUAGAGUUGAUGAAGAGCUUGCUCGGAACUGGUCCUUACGGGUCCAUGGGCUAGUCAAAAACGAAUGUGCGCUUACGCUGGACGAUCUCAAGCGCAAGUUCCCUGUAGUAACACUGCCUGUCACAUUGGUCUGUGCAGGCAACCGCCGCAAAGAACAAAACAUGGUUCUCAAGGGACUGGGCUUCAGUUGGGGAGCUGCCGGAGUUUCAACUGCACUGUUCACCGGGGUAUACCUCGCUGAUGUCCUUGAAUACGUCCAACCCAUACGACCCGCCGCGAAACAUGUUGUCUUUGAAGGAACUGACUCCCUACCAAACGGUCCAUACGGGACCUCCCAACGACUCUCAUGGGCGGCAAGCAAGGAGAAGGGAAUGCUCCUUGCCUGGGCAAUGAACGGCCUGUCAUUGACCCCUGACCAUGGGUUUCCCUUGCGAGUAGUUGUACCUGGUCAGAUUGGUGGGAGGUCUGUAAAAUGGUUGAAUCGUAUCGAAGUCAGCGAAGAAGAAAGUCAACAUUACCUACAUUUCUUCGACAACAAAGUGCUUCCAACACAGCUUUCACCUGAACAAGCUCGCGACGAGAAGAAGUGGUGGUAUGAUCCCAAAUACCUCAUCAAUGAUUUGAAUGUCAAUAGCGCUAUUGCAAAACCUGAUCAUGAAGAGAGGGUCGAGAUACCUCAGCCGGAAGAUGCGAAAGAUCUAUUUUACCCUAUUCGCGGCUAUGCAUACGCAGGCGGAGGUCGGAGGAUCACCCGAGUCGAGAUUUCCCUCGAUGAAGGAACCACGUGGACUCUGGCUGAAAUAACAUAUCCCGAGGAUCUAUACCGAACAGUGUGUUAUAAUGAUGAGUCAUACGGGACAUUGGACCUCACAGAAAGGGACACCUGCUUCUGCUGGUGUUUCUGGACAUUCCCAAUAUCGUUGUCGGAACUCUCUAGGAGCCACUCUAUCAUGUGUCGAGCAAUGGACGAGAGUCUUGCUCUCCAGCAGCGGGACAUGUAUUGGAAUCCGACUGGUAUGAUGAAUAAUUGGUGGUUCCGAAUUGCCGUACAUCGAGUCGAAGUUGAGGGCCGAACUGUUCUCCAGUUUGAACACCCAACUCUCGCAGGAACCGCCUCCGGUGGCUGGAUGCAGCGAGUGAUUACAAUUGAAGAACUAAAAGCCCAGCCCAAGGAGCAACCGUGGUUUGUGGUCGAUGGAGAAGUAUACGAUGGUACUGGCUACCUCGCCGAUCACCCCGGAGCGGAUUCGAUUAUACUCACUGCGGGACAAGACGCGUCCGAGGACUUCUUUGCCAUUCAUAGUCCUGACGCAAAGAAGAAGAUGGCUGCGUUCCAUAUUGGCACUCUAGUCAAAGGCGAGGGUAGCCUUCAAGCGACGAUUCCAGUGAUGAUGAGGAAUCGUCUCACUUCCUUCACAAGACUAAACACUUCGAUCUUUCGCUUCGCCCUACAAACACCCGAACAGCGUCUUGGACUACCUGUUGGUCAACACGUGUUUGUUAGACUGAAAAGGAAAGAUACAGGAGAGGUGUGCAACGAGCUUACACACCAGUCUCUCGAGAACAGGAAGUUGGUCACAUUGAUCUAUUGGUCAAGACCACUUGGCUCCUUCAUAUGGAACGGCAAUGGCACCGCUUUAUGGAAGGGAAUCGAGCGCCGCGUAAGGAAUAUUGGAUUGAUAUGUGCUGGAAGUGGCAUUACGCCAAUUUUACAAGUUCUCAGGAGUGCUGAGGACGGCACUGACCAUGAAACUACGUUGUGGCUAUUGGAUAGCAACCGCACCGAGCAAGACAUUCUGUGCCGUGAUGAACUUAAAUCACCGAGCGAGGGGUGGACAUUCAGCACCGGCAGAAUCAACGAUGAGAUGAUGAAAGCCCACCUGCCUUCUCCAGAUACUCCGGACACCUUGAUCUUGAUCUGCGGGCCGGAUAAUCUGAUCAAACAAACGGUUAAGCCCGGUCUCGAGCGGUUGGAUCGCCAACAAAAUCAAAGCGCGAAUGUUUCGGAAAAGUACAAGCUGAAUGAAUUUAAUCUAUUUCCAAAUCUGGAAGACUGGUACAAUCAUCUUGCCCCUAUCAUAUAUAUGCCAAGUCGCACCGAGAUGGCCAGGCGCCUGCUGGUCGGGAUUUGUUUUUACUCCAUCGCCCUUGCCUUGACGAACCAUGACACACAACUUGAGCGACAAAACCUGAAAAGAAGUGAACGAUUUCUUGAAAAUGCGACCAUAUUCGGCCAAGAAACCUCGUCUAUAACCACUCGAACCGCCAGAUUGCGCACGAAUCUUCCGGUCUUUGAGCUUAUCUAUGGUCGCACCGCAGAUUAUGAGCUUGGGCGGGCGUUAGAGGAAAACAUGCUCGUUAAGGGCCACCCACUUUCAAAACUUACCUACGAAGUGGAACCAGAUUUGGCCAUGUUUAACUGGAUGGGAUUCGACCAGACAAAACAUAUCUUGCGAGGAACACCCCCUAUUGCGCAACCGCUACCUAUACCCUCAGGUAGUCCAGCGUAUUUAGACAUAUAUGUCUACAUUGGAACCGACCGCUCUUACCGACUUCGCGCUGUCCUGGGACUCAUCAUCCGAGAAGCGAGUGAGAUUACAGAACCAAAUAGCGCCCCCACCGUUUCCUUGGUUCCAACAGACCAACAGGCUUCGAGUCCAAGAGGUCCAGUGUUAGGGGCACUGAUUACCGCAUGCGUCCUGCUCGCGCUAUUAAUUAUUGGUGGCAUAGGAUGGAUGAUAUCUAUGAGGGAGUAUUUCAAACAAGAUCAUCGUUAUAGUGAUACGAACUCUCACCACCAAAGUACUAUCCGACCCCACCGGUCAAAUAGUCCCUCAAUUCCCUCAACUUCCAACCGAAAUACGAGCAUUACAUUAACCCGCCGACGGGUUCGAACGGCCGACCACGAAAUUCAAAGUCCUUCCAAAUCUGGGUUUCAGCUCUCUCCUGGACAAAACGAUACAAAAGGAUCCAGCCCUCAUAGUGCGCGAAAACGCGCGACGACGUUAUUACAGACAAUCCAAACUCGCACUAUCCAUGGAUCUCCUAAAAUUGGACUUACUUGGUCUGAGUCAGUUUUCGCCGAGUUUCACAUCGAGGAAAGUCCCAAGAAGGAAAAGGAUUCACUAGGCAUCGAAAAAUCCCCUAUUUAUAUGAACUCGUGGUCCAGUGCUCUUCGAACGGGAACGACCAAUUUCACCUACUCCAAACAAGGCCCUCCGUAUUCGAGGGAACAGAACAAUGAGUGUAAGCGAGUUAUUCCCCCUGAUCAUUUGGGAAACGAAUCCGGACCCGGCGUUGCUGUCGAUGAUUCGGGUAUUUCUCCGAACCGCUAUGACCAUACUGGAAAUCUAGGAUUCAUGAACGACAACUCGACACAGCUUGGAUCGAGCGCACAGGUUACUCCUCAGAUUCCAGCCAUACCAAGCCGGGCGGAAAAAGAUAUGCAUACAAAGCCAGUAAACGGAGCCCUAGGUAUUACUUUUGACUCGUUCUUUUCGCCUGUCAAAGGGCAAUCCAACCCAGAACCAAGGUACGGCGAGGUAUCCUCUGAACGAAUGGUUAAAAUUGGUCACUCUCAAGAAACGCUCGCUACGGUAUACGUGACGGCGUCGGAAUCAGGCGUGUCUCCUGGAGUUCAAAGUGGACAGGAUUCCCCUAACGAUGGACCAGGGAUUCCAGAGUGCGUUGUUAUUGGGAGUCCAAUCACCUUGCAUUCGCAGAUUGUUGAAUUUGACAAUGUUGCGACUUCGCCAUUCAUCACGGGCCCGGACACCAUGAUCGUAUCCAAAGGAGAGAUCGUAUACGGGGCGCUUGACACAGGAAAUUCGAGCAACUCGCUCAGGGUUGAGUAUGGGCGCGCAGACCGGUCGUUGCGUGCUUUGGAUUCGUUCCCAGCUAUGCUACGUGGGAGCCUGUCGUGUUUUCCAGAAGACGUGUCGCUCAACACUCCAAUGCUCAAUACUCCCGUUCUACCCUCGACGGAACUGUUCGUAGCGACUUGA